AUGUACAUGAGCACGGCCCCUCGAUCUGCGAGGCCGGCCGCGUCAUACGAACAUUUGCGCAAUGCGUACUCUCGGAACCAGCGUGGAUUCAUGUACGUGUACGUCCUUUCGCUCCAGGGACACGAGGAGAAUAAUAAAAAAGCACUCGACGCCAAAGUUGAGGAGGCCAGAGCAUUCUGGACCCUGUCCGACGACGCUGCAGCCGCCUCCGCUCCGCGGGCAGAGGGGGACGACGCCGGGGUCCGCCGCCGCGCGGAGGGCCCAGGAGGAUCUCGAAGCGGGGAUGGGGAGCCACCCCUGGCACCGCAGAGAUCUGGCAGGACGAGAGCCGGCAGCAGCACCACCACCGCCAGCAGAACCACCAACAAGGACAUGAUUGCGUCGCUGCACUUGUCGGUGGCACCAUGCCAUGCUGCCUAA
Prorocentrum cordatum is the source of this 420-nucleotide messenger RNA. The record is from the annotation of a GenBank genome assembly. Lineage: Eukaryota; Dinophyceae; Prorocentrales; Prorocentraceae.